AUGGCUCCAAUCGCUCCCUGGCGCACCAUGGCGCUGUCCAUGGGUCCCUCGAGAAGGAUCUUCUCCUGCACCGUCUGCGCGGCAAGGCGACACCUAAGCACCACCCGUCCACGGCUUGCCGAAAAGCCCCAAGUCCCGGAACCGGCACCGGGCGCCGCCGCACCCGCAGAGCCGGCGAAGCCCGACCUGCCCGCGUCCGCCAUCCAUGCCCCCAGAGCCUAUGGCAAGAAGAUCAAGGACUUUACGCCGGAGCCUCUGCCGCGGCCCAUUGGCAUGACACACCCCCCGCACCCCGAAGACAACUCGGGUAUCGACAGGAGGUCGCUCAAGGAGCGCCGUGAUGAUUUUGUUGACUACGACAAGCAUCUCGUUCGUCGGAAGGAGCUAAAGGAGAAGAUGGCCCGCCCCUACUUCCGUGACUGGCGAAACAUGCAGUUCCACGAGGGCAAGUCUUUCAUUGCGCCACCCUUGCCUUUCAGGGCCGACAUGUCCCUCUUCUUCCCCAACUUUGUCGGCGAUACUCUUCAGAAGAACGCCAACCCGCGCGACACCACACGCACCCUCCUCAACAAGAUCACAGUGGUAGCCAUGUACAGCAGCAAGUGGGCAGAGGACCAGGUCAAGACUUUUGUCUCCCCCGAGGCGAAUCCUGCGUUGCACGAGCUUAUAUCCCAGACGAAGGGCAAGACGCAGAUUGUGCACCUCAACAACGAGGACAACUCGUUCAAGGCGUGGAUAGUCAAGCUGUUCAUGAAUAACCAGCGCAAGCAGAUCCCUGAGCAGGAAUGGGGCAAGCACUUUCUGGUGCCCCGCGCCAUCACCACCGAAAUCAGCGAGUCGAUUGGCUAUCUGAAUAGUAAGGUUGGCUACGUCUAUCUUGUCGACAACCUUUGCAGGAUACGCUGGGCUGCCAGCGGUCCCAGCCAGCCGGACGAGCGAGAUAGCCUGGUGAAGGGUAUGAAGCUGGUCCUUCACGAGUGGAACAAGGCAGAGAAGGCGGCGCACGAAGCCAAAAAGGCGGCUGGGGCGGCGAGAGAGGAGAACAAGAAGGCCGCAUCAUCAUAA
Messenger RNA from Colletotrichum truncatum, 1065 nucleotides. Its product is annotated as ATP10 protein. Lineage: Eukaryota; Fungi; Ascomycota; Sordariomycetes; Glomerellales; Glomerellaceae. Gene Ontology annotation, biological process: mitochondrial proton-transporting ATP synthase complex assembly. The record is from RefSeq and is a predicted model, not a curated record. Gene Ontology annotation, cellular component: mitochondrial inner membrane.